UAUAACAUUACAUGUCUUCAGAUGAUUCAAAAUGUAUCACAAUGUACGGCUCAGAACUUACCUAGAAAUGGGUCCAAAAAUGCGACUCAAACUGGGUCUCAAAUUAUGACUCAGGAUGCGAUAGCUAACCUAUGUUUGACCAGGUUUGAGAGGCUGCCCAAGCAGGGUAAACCUGGGUCCGGUCAGUGGACAGUUCUAGCUGGUGUUGUUGUGGAGCAUGAAGGAGGUCUAGAACUUAUUUCUCUUGCUACAGGAACUAAAUGUUUGAGUGGAGUGGAAAGAUUAGGUUCUGUGAAGGGAACCCAGCUCUCCGACUCCCAUGCUGAGGUUCUAGCCCGGAGAGGGUUCCUUUACUGGUUCCUACGCCAGGCGGAGCUAGCUUUUCAGAAUUCAUCUCAGUUCCUUGUAAACUCUGGAACUGGAACAGUUCAUUGGAAACCUGGUGUCAAGUUUCAUCUUUACUCAAGCCAUCCGCCUUGUGGGGACGCAACAAUAUUUAUCUUUGAAAAGGAGGAAUCAUGUCUCGCCAAGGAUAAUUUAUGUACCGCCAAGAAGGAUUCAUGUGCCGGCAAGGAGGAUACAAGUACCGGCAAGGAGGAUUCAUUUAUUGGCAAGAAGGAUUCAUGUACCGGCAAGGAUAUUUCAUGUACGACCAAGAAGGAUUCAAGUACCAGCCAGGAGGAUUCAUGUACUGGCAAGAAGGUUUUAUGUACCUGCAAGGAGAAUUUUUGUACAGGCAAGAAAGACUCGUGUAGCGGCAAGGAAGAUUCAAAUGCAAUAGAAUCACAAUUAACAUCUUUGAAUUCUUUCAAAACUACUAAUUCAUCCCUAUGUUCUGAAUUAUCUCCUACAAGCAGCAGUUCAACAAAUGCCUCUAAAGCUGGCUCGGAUCCCAAAAGUAUCCCACCGGGUCAAGAAGCAACCAAACUGAAUACAAGCAAAGAUCAAGAAUCUCAUCAAAAUAUGAAUAAAAUUUCAUCGCCCUCUCUUCAACAAACAAACUUGGAAAAGGAUAUAUCUGAAGAUCUGGAUGAGCCGGUCCAGAAGAAACUAAAGCUUGACACAAACCGAACCGGAGCUAAGUGUGUUAAAGGGGAGAUUGAGGACCCCUUGGGUUCCGGGACGGAAUAUCAUAAUAUCGGAGUUCUCCGACGAAAACCAGGACGCGGAGACCCAACCCUGUCCCUCUCCUGUAGUGAUAAACUUCUUAAGUGGAACGUAAUCGGGUUUCAGGGUUCCCUGGUAUCCCAAUUUCUUAAAAUCCCAGUCUACUUUUCUACCAUAAGCAUAGGACCGUCAGGGUUCAACCUACCCGCAUUACAGAGAGCUUUGUUCUCCAGAUACCCAGAUACCGCAUCCAAACCAGUUCUUCUCCAACCUACUCUCAAGUUUAGAUUUGCUCAAUGUGAUGAUCUGAAACCAAGUUCUGAUAGUAUCCUUCAUGUGCCCGGGAACUCAGGGUUUACAGAGGUUUAUGUUGCAGGAUACAAACAGGGUUGGUCCAAGAAAAAGUUAGCUACGCCAGGUGCCUGGUCUAGUGUAUCCUGUAUCCACCUGGCCAGGUUGUAUCGGAGUAUUGUAUCCAAGUAUACAGGUAUCCAGCCACCCAUCCAGUAUUCAGCCAUUAAACAAUCUGCCUUUACCUACAAUACUGCCAAGUUAAAGUUCAAGAGUAACCUUCCAGCCUGGCCGGCCAAAUCGGCCGAAUUUGACGAUUUUUCAGUUGAAUAAUUUCAGAAAAUAAAAUGAAAAACAAGCGGAAGUACGAUGACGCCCUACCGGCGACUGCGGCGGAAAUUUCGAAGAAAAAUUUGGGAAAAUUACAAAAACUAACCAAGAUUGAUCCUCCUAAAGUCAAGG
This is a messenger RNA of Eurytemora carolleeae, 1860 nucleotides long. RefSeq names its product tRNA-specific adenosine deaminase 1-like (gene Adat1). Lineage: Eukaryota; Metazoa; Arthropoda; Copepoda; Calanoida; Temoridae. Gene Ontology annotation, molecular function: adenosine deaminase activity; RNA binding. The coding region runs from base 22 to 1731 and encodes 569 amino acids. Gene Ontology annotation, biological process: RNA processing. The record is from RefSeq and is a predicted model, not a curated record. The transcript is spliced from 9 exons.